Oncorhynchus tshawytscha (Chinook salmon) is the source of this 1568-nucleotide messenger RNA. RefSeq names its product zinc finger protein ZIC 3-like. Gene Ontology annotation, cellular component: nucleus. The coding region runs from base 381 to 1568 and encodes 395 amino acids. Gene Ontology annotation, biological process: regulation of transcription by RNA polymerase II; central nervous system development. Lineage: Eukaryota; Metazoa; Chordata; Actinopteri; Salmoniformes; Salmonidae. The record is from RefSeq and is a predicted model, not a curated record. The transcript is spliced from 3 exons. Gene Ontology annotation, molecular function: DNA-binding transcription factor activity, RNA polymerase II-specific; RNA polymerase II cis-regulatory region sequence-specific DNA binding.
UAAAGGUUAUCUUGGAUGUCAUUGGUUACUGUUUGGUUGCUGCUGGUGUCGUUUUUGGGCGGAGUGAUUGACUUGAAUCGACCGAAUACAUCGACUAGCCUAGCCUGUAGCCCACGCAAUCGAAAAGGGUGGGAGUUUGACCUCCUCUCACAUUUUGUGCCCACUAAAAAACUUGGGAUUUCAAGGAAUUGUGGGUUAACCUAUACAUUUAACAGAAUGGAAGCGUACAUAUGAUUUUCGCACAUUAUGGACACUUUGGCCGCUAGAAAGCUGUAAAAGGUUUAUGUACUUCUUUACAUAAGUUAUAUCUUCGGUGCUUCAACAACCAAGCUCAUUGACCACGAUGCGCAAUUCUCUGCGCUUCGUGUCGGGGCGUUGGAAUGCCAAGACAUCUUGAAUCGGUGGGCAAAGACCUUCGGUUAGGGAUCAGCCCGUAUGAAGAGACCUCUCACUUAGUAGCCUUCAAUCUAAGCACCCCGUGUCAAGACGUUGCCGCGACACAGAAGUCCCCGUUUAUUCCCCAAGUCUCUGGAUACGCAGCUGCGCUCCAAAACCACUACGGCGGUCACUUCGGUUCACAUGAAUAUAGAGCUAUUGACUCCAUGGAUUUUUCGAUCAUGUAUCGCACUUCAGACAUUGUCGAUAUAGCAACAAGGGAUGCUGAGCACGGAUUUUUCAGCCGCACCUCAACAGAAAGUUUGCGAAUGCCCCUGAUGAUCUCUGAAAACCCGAUGCACCCUCUAUUUCCAUCUAUAUACGACCAGAGCGCAUCCCCAAAUGGAUACACAGCGAACCGCAGGGCGCAUGUGGGUUCACAGGGAGACAUAUACGUGGGAGCAGAUCCGCAUCAACCUGUCUCCAGUCCUCACCCACACGUCAGUGCUACCCAGCUUUACUUUGAUCCCAAUGUGGAUAUGGGUAUGAGAGUAGCAACACAGAAUGGUAACGGUGCUUUCUGUCGAUACAUGCGACAGCCCUCUAAGCAGGAUGUCACCUGUAAAUGGAUAGCUGAGAAUCAGACAAAUCAACCCCCAAAAACGUGCGGCAAGAUGUUCUGCUCCUUGUUUGAACUGGUUACGCACGUCUCCAUGGAUCACGUCGGCGGUCCAGACCAGGGUCAUCAUACUUGCUUUUGGGAGGAUUGUCCGAGAGAAGGCCAAUCUUUUAAAGCAAAGUAUAAAUUAGUCAACCACAUUCGUGUACACACUGGAGAAAAGCCAUUCAAUUGUCCGUUUCAUGGUUGUGGGAAAAUAUUUGCCAGGUCGGAAAAUUUGAAAAUACAUAAAAGGAUUCAUACAGGUGAGAAGCCCUUCAAAUGCCAUUUCGAAGGCUGUGACAGGCGGUUCGCAAAUAGCAGCGACAGAAAAAAACACAUGCACGUACAUACCUCAGACAAGCCAUAUAUGUGCAAGGUGUGUGACAAGGCCUACACUCAUCCCAGCUCUCUGAGGAAACACUCGAAGCACCCUUCUGAGGACACCCGUCAUAUGAGCGGAGCCAUCAGCCAUGGUGGUGGUAGUGGUGACAGGCUGGAGCCUGCAGUAAUUGUGCCCCUGCUGAGAUGCUAG